Messenger RNA from Ostreococcus tauri, 4452 nucleotides. RefSeq names its product IQ motif, EF-hand binding site. Bases 1 to 4452 code for a protein of 1483 amino acids. The transcript has a single exon. Gene Ontology annotation, biological process: establishment of meiotic spindle localization; mitotic cell cycle; spindle organization. NCBI's taxonomy places the organism in Eukaryota, Viridiplantae, Chlorophyta, Mamiellophyceae, Mamiellales, Bathycoccaceae. The record is from RefSeq and is a predicted model, not a curated record. Gene Ontology annotation, molecular function: protein binding. Gene Ontology annotation, cellular component: spindle pole.
AUGGAACGCGGGCGACACGUGAACGCUGGGGCGUCGAUUGAUUUCCCCUCGUCGUCGAUGAUCGCCGCGCGCGGGGACGACGACGAGCUCUGGACCGCGCUCGCGGUGCCGACGACGUCGGAGAGUGACGUGUGUGUCGAUGCGUUCGUCGAGAGCGAGACGGGAGGGGUGAGUGCGACGAAGGUGAGACGGGCGCGCGGCGAACGCAGGAGCGCGCGACUGAGCGAGCCGCACGUGGCGCCGGUGGUUCGCUUCGGUGCCGUGGACGUCGGAUCGAGUGGUGUCGCGGAGUUGGAUAUCGUGAACGAUACCGCGAUGGCGGCCACGGUGGUGGUGACGGACGUCGAGGCGUUGACGAGGGAUGGGUUCGAAGUGGACGCGGAGCGCGUGGAUGUGCAACCGGGAACGACGGAACGCGUCGUCCUGACUUGGACGCCGAAGCGAGCGAUGUCGGCGACGUACUGUGGGUCGGUGAUGUGUGCGGUGACGUUUGAGUCCCCGAUGCCCGUGCCCGAGGCGGAAAUACGGGUUCGUUUGCGCGGCGUGGCGAGCGGCGAGGUGUUGCGCGCGCUGACGAACGGCGCUGCGAAGGAAAAUCAAAACGGGGGGGCAACAAAACGACCGCGGGACUCUAGGCUAGCGACGAGACGAUCGCUACUUGCGUCGCCACAAAAGAAGGUCGUGAGUGAAGACAAGGCGGCGAUGGACGCGGCGCUCAGGGCGAAGCAAAGACGAAUGGAGGAGGAUUCGGCAAAUCUGGCGCCUGCUCCGGUGGCGCGCGUGCUCCAGUUGCAACGCGCUGGGGAAGACAAGGGUGCGAAACAAACGACAGAGGGCGUUUCGGAUGAUUUCCAAGCCGGUGUGUGGUUGAGACAACAAGAGCUUGCGUUCAUCACGUGGUUAAAUCACACCAUUGUCAUAGACGACGUCGGCACCAUGGGCGAGGACUCUCCAUCAGCAAACCGAGGUGAAUGCGCGUCCGCCCGCGAAGUGCGGCAGACUGUGCGGAAUAAGCUCACUUCGUUGUACAGCUACGACGACGAGCUUGGACGAGUGCUUAAGAAGACUUUUAGGCACGUCGAUAACGCUCGCUUCCGGUUGAAUCGGGGACAGACGUUCUUGGACAACGUCGCGCUCAAAGCUGACUUCACGAGAGCACUAUCGUGCUUUUCGCCGUUCUGGUUACAGCUCGGUGUCGAUGUAGUCAUUGGAGGUGGUAUUACAUGGAAGAGUCGAGGCGAUUUACGCGAAGUGCAAGAAGAAUGCAUCGCCGCCUUGUGCCGGGAUAGAGAUCUGGAGGUUGAAUUUGGAACAGGCGCGACUCCCGGGGCGCCACCGUUCGCUCACGGAUACGAAGAAGCUCUGUGCCGAAAUAUUUUGAAGCGCGUUUUGCUCUUGAUAUUUAUGCUUGACCGCGCGGCAACGAGCGGACUACCGCCGAACACGCCGUUACUGAUGCGUCCACACGCCGCGCUGAAGCAAAGUGAAGAUGUUUUGCAGGCCGCACUGCAAGGCUCGAUGUACGGUGAGGGCGACCUGAUUCGUAAUCUGCGCCAGUGCUCGUACAGGUUAAAUUACAAACAGAACCCCAUCCGAGAGUACGACUUCCGUUGCGCAAAUUUGGCUGUCGAUUUGCGCGACGGCGUUCGUUUGUGUCGACUCAUGGAAGUGCUCAACGCAGACAUUCUCUUCAUGAGUUUCGACGAUAAGAACAAGGAAUGGAAGCGAGGUUUGCUGAAUGAGGUGCACUUUCCGUGCGCUUCUCGUGCUCAAAAGGUUCAAAACGUCGAGGUGGCACUGCGAGCGAUCAAGGAUCAACAAGUGGGACUGCCCGGCACGUGGAGUCAUAUCAAGGCUGAAGACAUAGUUGACGGACACCUUGAGCACACGAUGGGAUUACUCUGGGCGUUGAUGAUGCACUACGCCGCGCCAGGUUUACUCCUUCCCAAGGCACUGGAUGCGGAAAUCACGAGACUUGGUGGCAAGGUUCCCGACGUGAAACGCAUAGAGCGAUUGUCAGCGGCUCGCCGUGGAGACUCUGUCAUCGAGGCGCCGCAGUGCGCAAUGGAAGCGCGCUUGUACGCGUGGGCCAGAGCGGCGUGUGCAACGCAGAAGGUCGAGCUUAGUAAUCUUGGAAGUGGUUUCGCCGAUGGCCGGGCCCUCUGCGCUCUGGUGCGCGCGUACGCACCGUCGAUGAUCCCAAAGCGGCGCAUCAGCAACGUUCCUCUCAAACUUGGCAAUCCAAACGCUGAAGUAGCGAAGAACGCUCGUUUGAUCGCGAAGGACAACUUCGCUGUGGUCUGUAAGGCGAUUCAAGCGCUCGGUGGUGUGCCAAAUCCAACCUUUGACAUACGAUUCUCUAGCGAAGAAGACGAGGGAUCACCCGAUCCGCGCGCGGUGAGUGGCUACUUGCUCUUCUUCAGCGCUCGCCUUCUGUUGCUUCGACAACAAGAGGUUGCGUGCGUGCGCAUUCAGCGCUGGUGGAGAUGGAAUCGACCGCAUCGACCGACUUUUUCCCAAAUCGUACGUAAAUGGACCGCGGCGGCUACAAUCAUUAUCUCACACGUGCGUCGUGUGCAAGGAGCCCGAGCUGUAGAGGCGAGACGGAAAGCAAUCGUGACGGUCCAAUCACUUCGUCGUGCGUGCGUCGUGCGGAAAGCUUACAUCAAACGUAGGAACGCGACGGUGAAAAUUCAAGCAUUCAUACGCAUGUGUAGAGUACGACAAGAGUACCUAGAUACGAAGUGGGCGACGGAGAAGGCGCAGAAGAUGCGUAAAGGUUGUGUGCAGAGAAGGCAGUUCUUGAAGGAAAAGCGCGCCGCUGGCAUCAUCCAAGGUUGGUACAAGAUGAUUUGCGCCCGACAAACGCUUUUAAAUAAGAUUUGCGCGGCUACGAUCAUUCAGGCGCGCUGGCGAGGCUUCACGAAGCGCACUGAGGCGAGGCGCCUUGGCGAGGCGAGAGAGCAAUUGAGGCACAAUGCCGCAGUGAAGCUACAAGCUGCGAUUCGAAAGUGCCUCGUUCGCAAGCAGUUCGUGCGUCUACGAUGGGCGGUAGUGCUCACGCAAGCUCGUACGCGAGGGAAGUCGGCGAGAAAGACGUUUGUCAAGGCAAAGAAGGCGGUCGUGAAGAUUCAGCAAAACGUUCGCCGCUUCUUGACGUUCAACGCGUACAACCAACGGUCGCGGAUGAUCAAAGAAGAAAAGAGGAAGGCUGCGGCGACGACGAUUCAGCGCCACUGGCGCGGCUACAUCACACGCCAUCGCAUUGAUAAAGAACGUUACAAGAUUUGGUUCGUCACGUUGAUGCAAGCAAGCGUCCGGGGAUGGCAAACCCGUCGUAGAGUGGCACAGACGCGCAAGGAACAAGCUGUCAAGUUAAGGAUUCAAAAGAUGCGACUCGCUAAGAAGACAUCCGUGGAGGUGGCUAUACAACAGCCUCGUGUUGCGACGAGACGAAGUGAACAGCUUCGAGCCGCCAUGCGAUAUAAUGCUGCGGAGACGAUUCAGCGAUAUGCUCGUGGUACGCGCAUUCGGAGCAUCCUGGGGCGGCAGAAUGCAGCGGCGACGACCAUCCAGGCUGCUUGGAGGUGUUACGCAGCGAGAGCGGAUUUCGUGAUCAUGAAGGUUGCAGCUUCAAAGAUUCAGGAGGCGUUCAGAUCUUUGAUCCUCGAUAGAAAGAGACGCGAUAAGAUCGAACGUAGUGUCGUUAUUCUUCAGGCGUACGUUCGAGGUUACCUCACGCGUAAGCGCGCCGUGCAUAAACUUGAGUGGCAUCGCAAGAGGAUCACGAUAGCGUCUCGAGUCGAACCUGACGAUCCUGUUUACAAUCGAGCAAAAAAGUCGGUGGCGAUGAUCAUGGCGCCGCACAGUGGCAAAGAGUGCAUCCGAGGGUGCAAGUUCUUCAUUCAGCACUGGAACAACCGAACGUGUCGUAACGCUCUCGCCUCUUCGGAUGCGUUGCACGUGCUCAUGCGGAACAUCCACGCGCUGAAACAUUCGGGAAGCGCCGAUGCGUCGCUCACUGCGGCAUACGCGGAACACGUUCCAUUGCUUAAUGCAGCGUACGAACUUUUCCAACUAGUCGCUGGAGAAAAGCGAUACUCCCACGCCGUGAGAAAGUAUCCCGAGAUUCUCUUCUUGGACCAUGUGCGCUUGUUCCAAGACGAUCCCAAAAUGUUGGCGUCUGCCAUCGGCGUUAUGGACGCUCUGUUUGACAACGUGGGGUCGAAGAUAUCGGUAGCGAGCGAAAACGACUCGCGUCUCGAUCGAGCCGAAGAGAUCCUCGCCGCCAAUCGCGCCACGCUGCGAACGACGGUCUCGUUCUAUGCAAAGAGUGGGCUGACACAAAAUGAGGCCAAGGCGCGCGAAGCCUUGGUGCUCAUCGACCGAUGUUUAUCGAGUCUCAAUCGUCUUCGAAGACACGCCCGCGCCAAGUUGAACAUCGCGGCGUAG